This is a messenger RNA of Magallana angulata, 1779 nucleotides long. RefSeq lists its product as uncharacterized. NCBI's taxonomy places the organism in Eukaryota, Metazoa, Mollusca, Bivalvia, Ostreida, Ostreidae. The record is from RefSeq and is a predicted model, not a curated record. The coding region runs from base 71 to 1744 and encodes 557 amino acids. The transcript is spliced from 12 exons.
CUCAAAGUGGGCGCUUCGCUGUCCUUGUACACCAUUCCCUGACGAUAAGAGGACUGGAACACGCUUCAACAUGGCGGUGAUAGUCGGUGUGUUUCUUCUGUUUGUUGGGUGUGUUUGGGGAUUAGACUCUACUUGUGAUGACAUAGAUGUCGAUAUCUGCAGAGCGUUCAAUAAUAAAGUAAAUGUCUGUGCGGACACUUGCCUCAGCAAACUGUGUCCGAGAACCUGUAACAAAUGCCCCAGAAAAUGUUACAGCUGUGACAAUGUUCCCUCAGUUCAAGACUGCAACACAACACACAUAUGCCCAGACAUGAAUUAUGAAUGUUUGACACAUAUGGGCAUCAACUCUGACUUCACUCCAUAUUAUAGACUUGGAUGUGCAUCAACAACAGUAUGCGUCAGUCUAUUCGGAUCUGGGGCGGAUGUAGGAGUUCCUACUCUGGUGGGCAAGAAGAAACGACACAACAUUGAAGGGGACUGUUGUAACACUGACCUUUGCAAUAAGCAUGAACCCCAUCACGGUCAUAACAAAAAAAGACAAUUUGACCUCGUUUUAGAUACUACUACAACACUUCCUGAUACAACAACAAUGGUGACAGCAGCACAAACAAUGCCACCAACAACAGAAACAAUGCCAUCAGCAGCACAAUCAAUACCAGACCUAGUAACAUCAACCAAGCCACCAGCAACACAAACAAUGCCGACAACAGCACAAACAGUGCCGACAACAGCACAAACAGUGCCGACAACAACACAAACAAUGCCUCCAGCAACACAGACAGUAACAACAACAACAACAAUGCCAACAACAGCACAAUUACCAGUUUGCGCAGAUAUCGACACAUUAGCUUGUCAGCGGCUCGCAGUGCGUAUGAAGGACAUGUGUCACGACAGCUGCCUCGUGAAGUCCUGUCCUGCAACAUGUGGGAAGUGCUCUGAAUGCUACAGCUGUCCAUUUGUACAUAUGCCAAAUCAGUGUUUUACAAAAACAAUGUGUGACCCAGGGGAGAAAUGCUAUGUUCUUGAAGAAAUUAUGGAUGACGGAACACAUGGAUAUAGAGUAGGGUGUCUCCAAGAACAAGUAUGCACGCGUUUCAAAAAUCAAGCUCACACCAUUUUCGGGCGGAGAAGCGACCAUUUGCUUCUGACUAUGGAUGGAAACUGUUGUGACGGUGACCUGUGUAACCAUCAGCCUCUCAUUCACACCACCACAACAACCACAACCACCACCACCCACGCACCGAUCACAAAGCCAACAACCACCAAAGCCACUACGCAUGCACAUACACACCAUCAUACAGUUCCCCCAACGACAGCCUUUAAAGAUGGAUGUUCGUACAUAAGUGGCCACCACUGUCCAUUAGGAUUUGAUCUUGUUAAUGGAAAGUGUGUAGCAUUAACAAAUCAUGCCAUGACAUACGUUGAUGCACAGCAUUAUUGCAGAUCGCAUUGCUCUCGUCUUAUGGAUAAUAUUUCCGAUCGUGACAUAAGUCAUUUAAGUACAUACGUGCAGUAUGCUCUUUAUGAUUUCAAUGGUGUGCAUUUGGUGAGGUUAGGGGCUCACACUACACACCAUGGUCACUUUGUGUGGGACUCAACUAACACUGAGAUACGCGAUGUAACUCGUAAUAAUAUUGGGAAUUGCUUAGUCUUAACACCAGAAGCACACCACCAUCAUACACAGCUGCAGGACGAUUCUUGUAUUGUACGCCGUUAUUCUAUCUGCCAGGCGGUCAAACAUUAACUUCUGUUUCACGUCAAAUAAACAUCAAUGUUUUA